AUGUGGUCUUGGGCCGGCACACUAGGCGCCCGCGUGCCGCGCGCGGCAGCGGUAGCACCCCGCUCGCAUACCCUCCGGCUUGCACACACAUGGCAAGCGCACCACCGCCUGCCCCGCCCACACCCACCGGCGCCUGAACGCCUCAAGCCCCUGUCGCCGACCUACUACACGGCCAAGCCGUCGUUCAUGGACACCCUGCACAUGAUCGACCAGCUCACGCGCGAAGUCAAGCGCGAGCUCGAAAAGGCGUGCGUCCUCGCACCCAACGCACCGCCGCCCGCUGCAUCCGGCAAGCCCAUGACCUGGAUGUCCCGCGAUCGCCUCGGCAGUCGACUCGGUCUCACGCUGCGUGCGUCGCAGCACCGCAGCGUCACCUCGCGCCUCUCGCUCCUGCACCGAUACAAAAAGGUCGCGGCCGAUGCCUUCCUCGGGACCUCGUCUUUCGCCGCGGGCGCAUCCACGCACCAGCGCGAUCUCGUGCACCAGAUCAUGGAAGUCCUCGACUCGUACGCCGACAUGCGCUCCACCGACGACAGCGCAUCGUCCUUCGUGCACACAGGCACCCCGUCUCGCGGCCUGAUCGACGAGCGCGGCGUGGCAUACGCGCGCGGCCGCCGAAAGGUCAGUCACGCCCGCGUCUGGCUCGUACGCGCGCAGCCUUCGAGAUUGGGCGAGAUGCUCAUCAACAACGCGCCCCUGCACCAGUACUUUUCCCGCACGGCUCACCGCGAGAUCGUGACGUGGCCGCUCCGACUGUCCGGCAUGCUCGGUAUGUACAACAUCUUUGCCAUCGUUCGUGGCGGCGGCGCUUCUGGCCAAGCCGGCGCCCUCGCCCACGGCGUCGCCAACGCCCUGGUGGCGGCCCUCGGCACCGCAGAGGGCGAAAAUGCUACCAACAUUCAGUUGCAUGUACAGCAUCUACUGGCACAAGACGGCGUCCUGAUCCGCGAUCCACGCAUGGUCGAGCGCAAGAAGCCAGGUCUGGCCAAGGCCCGCAAGGCGUACACAUGGGUCAAGCGCUAG
Malassezia restricta is the source of this 1023-nucleotide messenger RNA. Its product is annotated as small subunit ribosomal protein S9. Gene Ontology annotation, molecular function: RNA binding; structural constituent of ribosome. The record is from RefSeq and is a predicted model, not a curated record. Gene Ontology annotation, cellular component: ribosome; mitochondrial small ribosomal subunit. Gene Ontology annotation, biological process: translation. The coding region runs from base 1 to 1023 and encodes 340 amino acids. The transcript is spliced from 2 exons. Lineage: Eukaryota; Fungi; Basidiomycota; Malasseziomycetes; Malasseziales; Malasseziaceae.